This is a messenger RNA of Gymnodraco acuticeps, 1292 nucleotides long. RefSeq lists its product as uncharacterized. The transcript is spliced from 6 exons. The coding region runs from base 21 to 863 and encodes 280 amino acids. The record is from RefSeq and is a predicted model, not a curated record. Lineage: Eukaryota; Metazoa; Chordata; Actinopteri; Perciformes; Bathydraconidae.
UAGAUGUGAGACUCGGUAAAAUGGCGGUGAACAUCAUGUUGGUUCCUUCGGUGGAUUAUAAUCCGUCUAAAUCUGAGAUGUUGAGGGCGGUAGUCGCGGAUAAACUGACCUCCGCGUCGCAGGAGAUUUUAGUGGUGGUGCAGCGGACUGUGGCCGGGUUUGAGGACGAGAUUUCGGCCUUGAGGAGCGAGAUCACCCGGCAGAGGCACCAGCUGGAGCUCCUGCAGCCGAGAAUCACUCUCUGCAGGCCGGUUUCAGAGGAGGCGGUUCGUGUGGAGGCCGGAGGAGGCGAAGCCCCCAAGGAAGAGGAGCAGACCGACGUGGAGGACUCGGAUCCCUUUGAGGAAGACGAGGAUAAACAAGAUGAAGAGGAGCCAGUCCUGGAUCAGGGGAAUCCUCAGACACCAGAACACAGCGACUCAGUGAGGAAGAGGAGGAAGGCGGGGAGGAAGAGGAGUGAUUUUGUGAAGCUGCGAGUGUGUCUCCUGCACAACGCCGACACCGACACGAUCAGGAAAGGCUUGUUGAAGUCAGGGGUGCGGGAGUUGCGUUGCCCCCCCGGUCUGUCGGAGGAUGACUUCCUGCUUCUUCUCCGUUCCUCGUUUCCACGGUUACGCCUCCCGGUGGACGCCAUGACGGCUGACCAGUCUCGAUGUCUGCAGACACUGGAGCUGAAGAGUCUGACGCCCGAAGAAAUCCAGAGGAGCGUCGGGGCGGUGGGAAGGGGGAGGUCAGCGCUCUACCUGAGAGAGAGGAGGUCUGCAGAUAACUCUCAGGACUUGGAGCAACUUCCUGUUCCGGGGAGGAAAGACGACGUAACACAUGAAACAGGAAGUGAUGAAAACAGGCCGAAUACAAGGUAAUUAUUUAAUUCAACCUUCUGUUGUAUCUUCUAAUCGUUAAUAUCAUAUAUCAUUCAAACAUGGGUGUAAAUUCAACUUUGCAUUUUAGUAUAAGACUACUUAACCUGUUAAGUCCAGCUUUUUUUCAACGAAACUGUCUCAGCGCUUCUUAACAUUUAACUAACUAUGAAUGUGUCAUACCCACUUAACGGGAAGAAACUCAGCUAACUGACGAUACGAAAAAAUGUUACCAAAACAAAACAGAAGUGUAACGCCGAGACUCUGAAUUAGCACUUAGCGAAAAAAUGCUAACGCACUUAGCACAGAACUUACGUUAGCGAUCUUUUAUACUUCAUCGGAUCUGCACAAACAAGAUAUCAGAUUUAAGCUGAGAUUCCACAGAUUCUAGAGGUAUAAGUACAGUGGCGAUUCGUCAGGGCCCUCUAGGCU